Messenger RNA from Trypanosoma rangeli, 492 nucleotides. RefSeq lists its product as uncharacterized. The record is from RefSeq and is a predicted model, not a curated record. NCBI's taxonomy places the organism in Eukaryota, Euglenozoa, Kinetoplastea, Trypanosomatida, Trypanosomatidae. Bases 1 to 492 code for a protein of 163 amino acids. The transcript has a single exon.
AUGCCGCCUACUUUGGCUGCCGCUAGUCCUCGCAGCUACCUUCACGAUCGGGUUCAGCGGCAGUAUCUGGAGGUGCUUCCAUCACGCUGGCGUGCCGUUCUCUCGCGGCUGGCGAAAAACACUCAACUGCGGCAGAAACUCGACGGUGUCAUCGACAGCAAUCUCCUGUCCAACAUACAGAAUGACUUUGACCUCAUCCAUGCAUUAUUGGAGGAGGAGCACCGCAUCUACCGAGAGGGUAUGAUUUGCCUUUGUUCUUUAUCAUCGAAUAGAGAAGCCGAGACGGGACGAUUGGCUGCCUCUCGUCAGCUCAUGCAGGGGAUGCUCGCUUGCAUUGCCGUGAAGGAGCUGCUCAUUGCACACUGGAAGGGCGCGCCCGUGGACACUUCCCCCAACACACUGCGUGUCUACUGCCAUGCGUGUAUUUCCAACCCACACGUGUCCGCGACGAACGUUGAGCGGCUUUUGGCCCUCUACACGGUGCCCCGAUGA